Parnassius apollo (apollo) is the source of this 531-nucleotide messenger RNA. NCBI's taxonomy places the organism in Eukaryota, Metazoa, Arthropoda, Insecta, Lepidoptera, Papilionidae. The record is from the annotation of a GenBank genome assembly.
AUGUUACGUAAUCGUUGCUGCGGGUACGGCAAUCGCGUGUGGCAGCGCGUGGCCGCGUGUGGCAGCUGCAAUUACCAGCGUCGUGGUCCGCACGCCGAACGCGUCCACGAAGCGGGGAUGCAGGAACUGCGCGGCCACGUGUUGCGUGUGGCAGCACGUGGCAGCUGCACUUACCGGCAUCGUAGUCCGCGCGGUAGAAGGCGACGACGUGGCGGCGGCGCGCGUUUAAGCGGCCGGUGCCAUGCUGCGGGCGCGCGCCGGCCGCGUCCACGAAGCGCGGGUGCAGGAACUGCGCGGGGGCGUGUUGCGUGUGGCAGCGCGUGGCCACGUGUGGCAGCUGCACUUACCGGCGUCGUAGUCCGCGCGGUAGAAAGCGACGACGUGGCGGCGGCGCGCGUUGAAGCGGCCGGUGCCCUGCUGCGGGCGCGCGCCGGCCGCGUCCAUGAAGCGCGGGUGCAGGAACUGCGCGGGGGCGUGUUGCAUGUGGCAGCGCGUGGCCACGUGUGGCAGCUGCACUUACCGGCUUCGUAA